This is a messenger RNA of Lodderomyces orthopsilosis Co 90-125, 5748 nucleotides long. It is a transcript of the gene STT4, whose product is annotated as 1-phosphatidylinositol 4-kinase. Gene Ontology annotation, cellular component: cytoplasm; plasma membrane. Lineage: Eukaryota; Fungi; Ascomycota; Pichiomycetes; Serinales; Debaryomycetaceae. The transcript has a single exon. The record is from RefSeq and is a predicted model, not a curated record. The coding region runs from base 1 to 5748 and encodes 1915 amino acids. Gene Ontology annotation, biological process: phosphatidylinositol phosphate biosynthetic process; phosphatidylinositol-mediated signaling. Gene Ontology annotation, molecular function: 1-phosphatidylinositol 4-kinase activity.
AUGGAUUUCUAUGGUAUCACUCGUGGUACAAUUCGUGGUGAAGCCCUCAAGAAGUUAGCUGAACUCACGGUUGAACACGUUCCGUCCAAUUUGAAAGAGAUAAACACUGGUAUUCAAAAAGAUGAUUUCGCUAAAUUAUUAACAUCAACUCCCAAAGAUUUACCAUUACGCAAAUCCAUUGGUAGUAUUAAUGAUCAAAAGAUGUCCAAUGUUGCUAUUGCACCUAAAGAAUAUGAAACUCUUGUUGCCUUAUGUGAUGCUACUGAUAAACCAAUUAAAUUGACAAGUCAAGUCAAGACCUUGAUCGAUAAGUUCAAAGUAUAUUUGUUUGAGUUACCUGACCAACAAUUUGCUUAUAGUAUCGUCGCCAAAUCUGUUGCUAUUGCUCCUUGGACUUUACUUGGUGAAAAAUUGACAAUUGCAUUGAUCAAUUUGGCUUAUCAAGCAAACAAACAUUAUUUUGAUGAAGUUGUUGAAAUUUUCCACCAGUUUAUUGAAAAAUUUUUUGAUAAUGUUGAAUUACACUUAUCCAAUUUCUUGACAUUGACAGGUGUCAUUGAUGGAUUAAACCAAAAUGCUCAGUUUUUGACAUAUUCAUCAAGGACUUUUCGUAUUUUCACCAAUUUGGAUUCUGCUAUCGAUAACUCUGAAAUUUUGGGUGCUAUUGAAGAUUAUUCAGAUUAUCUCUAUGAUGAUCCAAACCCAUAUCAAGAAUUGUUGGAACGUGAUUUCUGUCUUAAUUUUUCACCCAUACUUUAUCUUGAAAAAUUAUCAAGAUUGAUGUGUUCGAUACUUUUGGAAAUUGUCAGCUCCAAAUCACAAUCUUUGUUGCCUUAUUUGUUGGCCCAAGCUGCAAAGAAAUAUGAUGAAGAUGAAUCCAAUGGUGGAGCCAUUGGUCAUGGUAAAGAUCAAUUGUCCUUUCCAAGAGCUCAAAUGGAAAUCAUAAAAAUUUUAAGUGAUUUGGCAUUAAGGAAGUUGGAGUUUUUGGAUAGAGGUGAAACUUAUAUCGUGUACUCUACCAAUAACCGUUUGAAAUUGGGAUAUUUAGCUAAAAGUUUCAACUUGCAAGUUUUGAGUUGUGGAACGUUUACUGAUAAUUUAGACCUUAUUACUUCGAAAGAAUUGUUUAAAGCCAAUAUUGAGAUCAAAGAUGCCAUGUUAGAUCCUGACUUGGGGUUGACUAUUUUCCAAUUUGGAUCGUUGUUAGUUUUCAAAGAUGAACUGAUUGGUCCUUUAUUAACAAGAGUGUUCACUUCAGUUAUCGCUAAUCCAAGAUUAGAACAACAGUAUUGUUUGGAAGCCUCAAAAUGUGUCGGAUUGGGAAGUAAGAGAUUACCCCAGGAUGCAGUUGUCACCACAAUCUAUUCGUUAACGAAUUUGUUAUUUGUCACUAAUGAAGGGUUACAAGGACCAUCUAAGAGUGCCAGAAGAGCCGCCAGAAACUAUACUGGUGGUACUGAUAAUGCGUCAUCCAGGGAGUUUGUUUCCUCACCAUUGUCUUCAAGAAGAACUUCAAUGACAUCUUUUUCACAAUUGUUCAGUAAGGGUAGCAUAUCUGGAGAAUAUGAUGAAAAUGAUUACCAAAAAGUGUGUGAAAAUGCCGUCACCGCCAUUAUUGAAGUUUCAGAAGCAUGUGAUGAUGAAUCGAUUCCUGCAUUGGCAUGUACUAUCUUGUCACAAAAAGUGACCAAGGUUGAAUCACCGAUUGGAUCUUUAAUUCUAAAAGGUUUGUGUUCAUGUGCUCCUUAUGUUCCUGAACGUGAAUUUAUCAUUUUGAUUAGAUUAUUGAAUAAGUUAACUGUUGAUUCAUUUGAAAGGAAAAAUGUGACCUUGUUAGGCCAUUUGAAUGAUUCGAGAUUGAUUUUGUCAUCAAAAUUGAAACCAGAUAAUCAUUUGUAUUUUGUCUAUUUGCAUGAAUUGUUGCAAUCGAUAAUCAGUAAAGGCGAUGUUCAACAAUUGGAACAUCAUAGAUCCCACAAUGAAAUCAGUGAAGUUGGUGAUCAAAUUGCAAUUUAUUUGAAACCAUUGGCUGAAUUGUUACCUGAUGUUCAUUUAGGUCAAGAACCUUUGAAAAUUGAAAAGACCGAAACCAUCAAUUUAUUCAGAAACGUGUGGUUUAAUAUGGUCGUUCAUGGUUACACUUUAAAUUCCAAAAAUACCAAGGUUUUUAAGAAUGAAUUGGAAAGAAUUGCCUACAACUCGCCACCCUUGAUUUCGGAAAGAUCAUGGGAUAGAACUGAAACUUCGAUCGAGUUAAACACUGUAUUGAGACGUGGUUCAUCAAAUCAUAAUAUUAAAGACCACAAAACCUUCUUGGGUGAUAUUUUUGAAAUUCAUCGUACAAUGUCAUAUCCCAAAUUGAUGUUUUUGUCAGCUGCUGUUCUUUGUGAAAGUUUGCGUGUUCGUACUGGUGAUUGUUCCAAGAUUUUGUAUUACUUCACCGAUCCAACAAGUAAAAUCUCAGGUGUUGAUAAAUAUUUGGGUCCAAUUUCCUUUAAAAUUGUUCGUGAUUAUAUUGGUUUGAUUAAUACUGGGGCUAAUAAGCAAUUCACUGCUGAUCAUAUUGCUAACCAAUUGACAACUAUGUUGACAUUAUCAACCCAUCCGGUUACUGAAAUGCAAGAUGCGUCUAUUCAAUGUUGUGACUUAUUGAUUAAUAAAGUGUCAGCAUCAUUGUGCCAUAAAAAAUCCUUGUUUGCUUUAUUUGACAUUUUGACAUUGUUAUUUCAAAGUAUUGCCGAUGCUGAUAUUCAUGAAUAUGAUCCAACUACUUCCUUCAGAGCAAGAUGUACUGGAAUCAAAAUUACUAUGUCUGAUGAUUACGAUUGGAGAUGUUCUACAUUCAAUCGAUUCCAUGAAAAAGCCAAGAGUUGGGUUGAAUUGUUAUUAUACAAGAGUAACAUUGAUGUGAAGAGUUUGAUUCAAUCGUAUGUUGCUGCCAAUGAAGAAUUGCAAUAUGAAGCUCCAAUUCAAUUUGGUCUUUCAUUUGCGUUGAAGAUGUCGGGAACUAUUUCAUCGCAUGAUCGUGAUUUACAAGCAAUUACUUAUGCCAACAUAUCUGCUUUAGAUACUACACCUUCAAUUGUAUCACAAUUGAAUUGGAGGUCAAACUUUGUUUCUCAAGUUAUGAAUAAAUUACCAUUGAGAACUGAUGAGGAAUCUGAUUUCGCAUUUAAAGCUAUUAGGGAGAAGGUUUAUAAUAUCAAGCUGAGAUUAUUUGAUCAAUUCAAUGAAAACCCAUCUGAUGAUGAGAUUAUGAGUUUGUUGACGGAAAUUGCAGGACUAACUUUGUUAUCUGAUAGCAACAAUGCUGAAUUGGUUAGAUAUAUGGUUGAAAUACCAUUCUUAUUGUUUGAACCACUGGUGAUGAUUCCAGCUAGUGGCGUUUGGUUUGCUGUUAUGAAGGAUAAGCCGAAGUUGAGUAUGUUGUUGCUUAGUGAGUUGGCACAGAAAUGGGAAGAAUCAAUCGAGUUAAGGAAAGGCUUAUUUUCACAAGAAUUCGACAUUGUCCAUCCCGAAUUUGAUAAAAUGGAAUACGCACCAAGUAAUCGUUCAAUCGAUUUGAAAUUGGCCGACAAGGCACAAAGAAGUUUUGAACCUCAUUUAGAAUUGGUUCGAUUGUUUUCUAGUAAUUUCGAAGCUACGUUGAAUCAAAGUGAUCAUUUAUUGAAGUUGUUUACUCGAUUCGUUGAGGUUGGAUUGAAAAACUUGAAAUUUGCUAGUUAUCAUCCACUUUCGAGGUUGGUUAGAUUUGAAUUGAUUAAAUUUUCAUUUGAGGUGUUGCAGGUUCAUUUGAAGUUAGGAUCAAGAAUUUGUAAAUAUUUGACGGAGUUGAUUUUUGAUGGAGCCUUGACUUGGUUUAGACAAAGAUUUAUUUACCCAUUUGGUGCCAAUAAGUUGAAAUUCAAGAGUGAAGCAAUUGUAAUGAAUGAAGUUGCAAGAAUGGCUGGUGCGGUAUCAAUUUUCCGUCUGAAGGAUAUUGAAAUGAAGCGUACAAUAUUUUUGCAAUUUCUCGAUGAUGAAGUGUAUAAGUUUAAUGUUUGGCUGACUUCUUUGAAUCCAACUGAUACUUCAGGUUCAAUUAUUGGUUCAUCUCAUCAAGUAUCAAGUAGCCACGUUACUCGUGCUUAUGAAAUUGAUCCAAUUUUGGCAAUCAAUUUGGCCAUGAGGUACCAAAGCAAGAGUCAUGAUGAUUUGAUUCAACAGUUGAUUAUCAAGAACCCACUUCCAGCAGUUACAUAUCCUGAUGCUGUGCAGUUCUUUAUCGGUAUCAAUCUUGGUACUCAUAUGCCUUCGCAUCAAUUGUUGUUUUGGUCGCCAGUAUCUCCAAUCGACGCCAUUACAUUGUUUUUACCUCCAUUUGGUGCCAACCCUUAUAUUUUGCAAUACACUAUGAGGUCGUUGGAAACGCAUGAUGUUAAUUUGACAUUCUUUUAUGUCCCACAAAUUGUCCAAUCAUUACGUCAUGAUGCAAAGGGGUAUGUUGAACGUUUUAUCAUUGAAACUGCCAAAGUAUCACAAUUGUUUGCCCAUCAAAUUAUCUGGAAUAUGUUGGCAAAUAGCUACAAGGAUGAUGAUUCUACUGAACCAGAUGACUUGAAGCCCGUCUUGGACCGAAUUCAAGAAGAAAUGUUGAAAGAAUUGAGUAAUGAAGAUUUACAAUUUUAUCACAAAGAAUUUGGAUUUUUCAAUGAAGUCACUGAUAUUUCGGGUAAAUUGAAACCAUACAUUAAGAAAUCUAAAGCAGAAAAGAAAGCCAAGAUUGAUGAAGAAAUGGCAUUGAUUAAAGUAGAACCUGGGGUGUACUUGCCAUCAAAUCCAGACGGUGUUCUUGUUGAUAUUAAUCGUAAAUCGGGUAAACCAUUACAAUCUCAUGCCAAAGCUCCAUUCAUGGCUACUUUUAAGAUCAAGAAGGAAUUGACUGAUUAUGACGAACACGGUAAACCACAACAGGUUGAAAUUGAAAAAUGGCAAAGUGCUAUUUUCAAAGUUGGUGAUGAUUGUCGUCAGGAUGUGUUGGCCUUGCAAUUGAUUUCUAUUUUCAGAACUAUUUGGAGUGAUGCCGGUUUGGAUCUUUAUGUGUAUCCUUAUAGAGUUACGGCAACUGCUCCAGGAUGUGGUGUGAUUGAUGUAUUGCCAAAUGCUACCUCAAGAGAUAUGUUGGGUAGAGAAGCCGUUAAUGGAUUAUUUGAAUACUAUAUCACCAAGUUUGGACCACAAAAAUCCAUUGAAUUCCAACGAGCAAGAAACAACUUGGUUAAAUCAUUGGCGGCAUAUUCAAUCAUUUCGUAUUUGUUACAAUUCAAAGAUAGACACAAUGGUAAUAUCAUGUAUGAUGACCAAGGGCAUAUUUUACAUAUUGAUUUCGGUUUCUGUUUUGAUAUUGUUCCAGGAGGAGUUAAGUUUGAAGCAGCACCAUUCAAAUUGACUCAUGAAAUGGUCAUGGUAUUAGGUGGAAGCGAUGAUACGCAAGCUUUCAAAUGGUUUGAAGAAUUAUGUAUCAAGGGGUAUUUGGCAUGUCGUCCGUAUAUGGAAUUAAUUGUGAGAACUGUGGUACCAAUGUUGGAAUCUGGAUUACCCUGUUUUAAAGACACCACGAUUAAGAAUUUACGCCUGAGGUUUGUUCCUGGUAAAACUGAUAAAGAGGCAGCAGCAUAUUUUAGGAAAUUGAUUAAGAAGUCAAUGGAGAGUUUCUAUACUAGAGGAUAUGAUGAGUUUCAAAGGAUUACCAACGGUAUUCCAUACUAG